Messenger RNA from Pelmatolapia mariae (spotted tilapia), 2644 nucleotides. RefSeq names its product solute carrier organic anion transporter family, member 1C1 (gene slco1c1). Bases 246 to 2351 code for a protein of 701 amino acids. The transcript is spliced from 15 exons. Lineage: Eukaryota; Metazoa; Chordata; Actinopteri; Cichliformes; Cichlidae. Gene Ontology annotation, biological process: sodium-independent organic anion transport; transmembrane transport. Gene Ontology annotation, cellular component: plasma membrane. Gene Ontology annotation, molecular function: protein binding. The record is from RefSeq and is a predicted model, not a curated record.
CGAAACACGCUGUUCUCCCUUCAUAGCCUAAGAGCACACCGUGUGAGUGUAGGCGACUUAAUGAGGAGAGACUAAAGAUUUUCUUGUAAACCACUGGAUGUCAUUUCAUCUCCUCUUUGUGUGCUGAAUAAGAAGUAGCCUCAAAUACGUCGUUAGGAGAGAAAGCUUUGAAGCCCCCACAGUUGGGCCCAAGUGAGAACAGCUACAGUAAGUCAUCAAAAGAGAAACCACAGUAGGAGGCUGCUAUGAAGAAAAUGGACAACACAGCCACAGACAGCUGGAUUGUGGACAACAACCCUGACUCCACAGUGAAAAACUCCUGUCACCCAAAUCUGAAGAUGUUCCUUGCAGCCUUGUCCUUUGCUUACUUUGCCAAGGCUUUAUCUGGCAGCUACAUGAAGAGCACAAUUACACAGCUAGAAAGGCGAUUUGAUAUCCCCAGCUAUCUGAUUGGCAUCAUAGACGGCAGCUUUGAAAUAGGGAAUUUGCUGGUAAUUGCGUUUGUGAGUUAUUUUUGUGCCAAGCUCCACCGACCCAAGAUCAUAGCAAUCGGGUGUAUUUUGAUGUCUUUUGGAACCUUCCUGAUCGCCAUGCCUCAUUUCAUCAUUGGCCGCUAUAAGAUCGAAACAUCAAUUAGAUCUUCAGUGAAUUCGACCAAUAACCUCUCUCCAUGUCCGGCAAGCUCACCUGAGUCCCUGAGGGCAGGUGACAGACCCUCUAUACUGCCUUCUAGAGGCUGUGAAAAAGAGUCCAGUGUUUCCAUGUGGAUCUAUGUCCUGCUGGGAAAUAUCCUGCGUGGGAUUGGAGAGACUCCAGUGCAGCCUUUGGGAAUCUCCUAUAUUGAUGACUACGCACAGUCCGAUAAUGCUGCUCUCUAUAUUGGUUGUGUCCAGACAAUAUCAAUAAUUGGUCCUGUCUUUGGGUACCUGCUGGGGUCCUUGUGUGCCAAAAUCUAUGUCGACAUUGGAUAUGUGGACAUGGAAACUAUCACUAUUACUCCUGGCGAUGCCCGCUGGGUGGGCGCAUGGUGGCUGGGCUAUCUCAUUGCUGGUGCCAUCACCCUCAUGUCUGCCGUUCCUUUCUGGUUCCUGCCAAAAUCACUGCCGAUGCCUGUGGAAAAGCAUGACACCAACUGCACACCAGAGCAAACCAGAUUUAUUAAAGAUUCCCCAGGCUUGAAGCACAUGUUCAGACCCGAGGAGCCAGCUAAUUUACAUCUGAUGGCCAGUGAAUUCGUCCCCACAUUGAAGAGUCUCCUUGGAAAUCCUGUGUACACCAUCUACUUAUGUGUGACCAUUGUUCAGUUCAACUCUCUCAUUGGUAUGGUCACCUACAAGCCCAAAUACAUUGAGCAACACUACGGCCAGUCAGCUUCAAAAGCCAAUUUUCUCAUGGGCAUGAUCAACAUACCUGCAGUGGCCCUUGGGAUGUUCUCCGGAGGGGUUGUGAUGAAAAAGUACAAGCUGACUAUCAUGGGAGCAGCUAAAUUUGCCUUUGGGACCUCUCUACUGGGCUACUUUCUGUCACUCCUAUUCUUUGCCAUGGGCUGUGAGAACGCUAAGGUCGCAGGCAUCACAGUUUCAUAUAGUGGACUGGGGGGCUUAUCUUAUCAGGAGCAGUCUCUCAUCUCUGACUGUAAUUCAGAUUGCUCAUGCACAAGCAGAGAGUGGGAUCCAGUGUGUGGAGAGAAUGGGAUCACCUACGUGUCCCCGUGUUUGGCUGGAUGCAACUCCUCCACUGGCUCUGGCAAGAACACGGUGUUCAACAAUUGCAAGUGUCUCGCGGUGGCUAAUACCCAACCAGGCAACUUGACAGCCACCCUGGGUCAGUGUCCACACAGGGACAGCUGUGAGGAAGUCUUUCCGUACUUCCUGGCUAUGUCUGUCCUCAGUUCCUUCAUCAUCUCUCUUGGGGGUACACCCGGCUUCAUGCUGCUUGUCAGGUGCAUUAAACCUGAGCUGAAGUCUCUCGCCCUUGGAAUCCACACCUUAUCCACUCGUACCCUUGCUGGAAUACCUGCCCCUAUAUACUUUGGAGCCAUAAUUGAUACGACCUGCCUCAAAUGGGGAUACAAGAUGUGUGGAGGAAGAGGAGCUUGCAGACUAUAUGACACUUCAGCUUACAGGAUAGUCUACCUGGGUCUGACUUUGGGCUUGAGAACAGUCUCCUUCUUCCUUUGUAUUUUGGGAUUUGCUCUAAUCAAAAGGCAUAUUAGGAAAGAAGAAAAGCAUGUGCUGACCAAUGGGAGUGCAGAGUUGGAAACACUGAGGAAAGAGGAGAACAGCUCUAUACAUUGUGAGCAGUUUAUACUGGCCUUGGACUGCAAUCCCGACAGAGAAACUCGCUUGUGAGCCUCAACGCAUCUUCUUUUCUUCUGACUCAGCCCGACGAGCACCUCACCUCACAUGUACUGAGGAAGACACACUGUGGACAUUUUUCAUAGCACACAGAGUAUAUAUAUUUGUAAAGGAUUUGCGUAGCUGUACGGUAUCUGAAAUUAGUCAUUUUAUAAACAAAGUCUGAUAUUUCUGGAAUGUAUAUGUUUGUGUUUUUCAUGAAUGGAAGACUUUCAUAGAAAAAAAGACUGUAAUUGUGUUGUAUUUUCUGUUCUUCAUUUUUAUGAUUAAACUUGAUAAAAUCAAAU